Diplodia corticola is the source of this 1776-nucleotide messenger RNA. Its product is annotated as alkaline phosphatase. The record is from RefSeq and is a predicted model, not a curated record. The transcript is spliced from 2 exons. Gene Ontology annotation, cellular component: fungal-type vacuole membrane. Gene Ontology annotation, molecular function: alkaline phosphatase activity. Gene Ontology annotation, biological process: dephosphorylation. Lineage: Eukaryota; Fungi; Ascomycota; Dothideomycetes; Botryosphaeriales; Botryosphaeriaceae. Bases 1 to 1776 code for a protein of 591 amino acids.
AUGGCGCGCCCGCUGCUGUCGCAGCGCCCGUCAUCCGAGCACUCCAACGACCGCGACCUCGCCGAAGAAGACGCCCUGCUCACCGGCGAGCGCACCGGCAAGCGCCCCGAACAGCCCCGCAGUCCCUGGAAGAGAUGGAGGGAGCUCGGUCUGUUUGCCUGGGCCCUGAUUGCCACCGCCGUCGUCAUUGUGCUGGCCGUCGUCUACCAGAAGCAGGCCACCACCAAGGAGCCGGCCUCGAAGCCGUCGGGCAAGCGCAAUCUGAUCUUCAUGGUGUCGGACGGCAUGGGACCGACGUCGCUGUCGCUGGCCCGUGGCUUCAAGCAGUACCAGAACGCUGAGCCGUGGGACGACACCCUGGUCAUCGACCAGCACUUGAUCGGCCAGUCGCGCACCCGCUCGUCCAGCAGCCUGGUAACCGACUCGGCCGCUGGCGCAACUGCCUUUUCCUGCGGCUUCAAGAGCUACAAUGGCGCCAUCUCCGUGCUGCCCGAUCACUCUGCUUGCGGCACCGUGCUGGAGGCCGCCAAGCGCGCCGGCUACAUGACCGGCCUCGUUGUCACCACCCGUAUCACCGAUGCCACGCCUGCCUGCUUCGCUGCCCACGUCAACAUGCGCUCCGAGGAGGAUCGCAUCGCCGAGCAAAUGGUCGGCGUCCACCCGCUCGGUCGCGUUGUGGACCUCAUGUUCGGCGGUGGUCGCUGCCACUUCCUGCCCAACUCGACCGAAGGCUCGUGUCGUGGCGACGACAUGGACAUUGUUGAGAUGGCCGAGAAGGCAUACGGGUUCAACUACAUCGACAGCCGCGAGGAGUUCGACGGUCUCCGUCUGGGAAGCGCCGUCAAGCUCCCCAUGCUCGGUCUCUUUGCGGACACAGACAUACCCUACGAGAUCGAUAGGAGGAAUGAGGGUGACAUUUAUCCUUCCCUCGACGAGAUGGCGCGCACGGCUAUGAAGGCGCUGAGCGCCGCUACGCAGGAUAGCGAGAAAGGCUUCUUCCUCAUGAUCGAGGGAAGCAGGAUUGACCACGCUGGCCACGGCAACGAUCCCGCUGCACAGGUUCACGAGGUCCUGGCAUACGACAAGGCCUUCUCCAGUGUCCUUGAAUUCCUCGAGGAGGACAGCACCCAGGGUAUCAUGGUCAGCACCAGUGACCACGAGACCGGUGGCCUCGCGGCCGCAAGGCAGUUGCACGAAUCUUAUCCCGAAUAUCUCUGGUACCCCGGCGUCCUGGGCAACGCCUCCAACUCGGCCGAGCGUCUCGCCCAGAACUACCACAAGUUCCUCCUGUCGGAGCCCACGGCCGACGAGACGGCUGCCUGGGUGCGGAAAGCGCUGGGCGAGGGUCUGGGGAUCAACGACCCCACGCGGGAGGAGGUCGGGGUGCUGAUCUCGCGCCCGGACGUGUCCCCUUACACGUUCGCCGACAUGAUCAGCAGGCGCAGCCAGACGGGCUGGUCCACGCACGGCCACUCGGCCGCUGACGUCAACAUCUUCGCCUCGGACCCACGCGCCGCCGCGCCCUUGGUCGGCAACCACGAGAACACCGAGGUCGGCGAGUUCCUGCGCCACUACCUCGACGUCGACGUCCAAGACAUCACAAGGGAGCUCAACGAAAAGGGUUCUCGGUUCGACUCGGUGACUGCGACGGGCGAGAAGAUGUCGUGGAUGGGUAACUUGCCCGACGAGGGCGAGAGGCUCGACGGCCAGGACCAUCUGGACCAUUACCAGGGUGAUUUCAAGAAGCACAAGAGAUGUGAGAUUUGCGGCAUGUGA